GUCGCCCCUCCGCCGAUCGCACCGCUGCACAAAAUCUUUUGGAAGCCUCCAUCCCCAUACACUCUGCCGCAGAUGGGUCGCCCCGAUUUCAUCAAGGCCGCCUUGAAGAACAUCAAGGACGAUCUGGACAACCUUCCUGCCGAAUACUUCCAAGCGUCGUUAGCAGUGAAGAACAUCACCCCGCGGACAAUGGCGGACGGACAUAUCGUCAAGUUCAACAAGGUGGGUUACACCCACCGAGGCAAGGGACGCUCGAUUGCGUACAAAUUCUACGUCUUAACCGCCGACGGGACUACCAACAUUGUGGAACUCGACCUCUGGGUCAUGGAACCCGAUGCCACCAACGUGGCGAAGAACAAGCGGGGGCUCUUCGAUUGUUUUGAGAAGCUCGAAGAGUCCGAACCCACUCUGCUCGUAGCCCAAAAGCCUGCCCGGUAGUGGCUUCGGACCGCCAUUGUAGGUGGUAUAGGGCGAUGCACAAGUUAUCGCAUGCCACUCUUCAACAUCUUCGGAUCAAAUUCAAUGCUAUCGGCGGCCCCGUUGACGGCGAACUUUGUAAUAUGUAACAUGAUGUACUGCCGAGUUCAAUCCAGUGUUCAG
This is a messenger RNA of Trametes versicolor FP-101664 SS1, 600 nucleotides long. RefSeq lists its product as uncharacterized. The transcript is spliced from 3 exons. The coding region runs from base 73 to 438 and encodes 121 amino acids. The record is from RefSeq and is a predicted model, not a curated record. Lineage: Eukaryota; Fungi; Basidiomycota; Agaricomycetes; Polyporales; Polyporaceae.